GUGCGCGCUCACGCUGGCUAUUGUGUUUUUUUUUAUUACCAGGAGACCACCGUGGGCCUUGCUGGGGUAACGGAGCGGGUGACCAGCUGAAUAAUAACUAGGCGCUUUAAAAAACCAUGGCGGACGAACAAGAAAUAAUGUGCAAACUGGAGAAUAUCUUGGAAAUACGAAACAAGACGAUCCAGAUGCAGAAGAUCAAGUCUCGUCUAAAGAUGGAGUUUGAGGCCCUGGAGUCUGAGGAGAAGCAUCUAAAAGAAUACAAGCAAGAAAUGGAUCUCCUUCUGCAAGAGAAAAUGGCCCAUGUUGAAGAGCUGCGCCUCAUUCAUGCAGAUAUUAAUGUGAUGGAGAGCACCAUAAAGCAGUCAGAGAACGACCUGAAUAAACUACUAGAAACAACUCGUCGCCUUCAUGAUGAGUACAAACCUCUGAAGGAGCACGUUGAUGCACUUAGGAUGACCUUAGGUCUGCACAGACUUCCCAACUUGAACGAAGAGGAGGAGAAGCUCUCCCUGGAUUACUUUGAAAAGCAGAAGGCAGAGUGGCAGAAGGAGCCACACGAGCCCGCCAUCCCAGAAUCUCUUGCUGCGGCUGCAGCAGCUGCACAACAGCUUCAGGUGUCUAGGAAGCAGGAUGCCCGGCAGACAGCCACCUUUAGGCAGCAGCCGCCACCCAUGAAGGCGUGCCUGUCCUGCCACCAGCAGAUUCACCGUAACGCUCCCAUAUGUCCACUGUGCAAGGCCAAGAGCCGCUCCCGCAACCCAAAGAAGCCCAAAAGGAAGCCAGAUGAGUAGAUCCUUCUCACACCUUCAACUUCUCGGUAGGGUUUAAACUGCUCCAGUCCACUGAUCUUGGAUCAGACAGAUUUAUUCCUCUACAUGACUGAAAUAAAAAGCUCUGAACUUCAGGACCACUUCAACACAGUCUCUGUUCUAGUAAAUAACUUUAGUACUGUCAGCGAUUAAUUCUGGAUAUAUUGAUGUCAUAUAAGUUGUCUGUGUUUAUCAUCGCUUUGGAUGUGUUUACUGUAUAUGUAACUGUAUGAUGUCCAUCGUAGUUUACUAGGUUCUGAAUAGUGUAAUGCAGUAAUGCAAAGUGAACUUGUCCAAAUAAUGUUGCCAUUGCUUCUACUGUUUGCCUUUUAUUAUCUUGUUGUAAUCAUUAUUCGCAGUGCAUGCCAUGACUGUUGUGUAGUUUUUGUGCCAACAUAAAAUGGGUUUAAUCUCCGAGUUAAAUGCAGAUACACCAUUGUUUUACGUUUACAGUGAUCAAAAUGAAAGAAAAAAAAAACUAGUAACAUGUUUACCUUUAAUACAACAAAAUGAAAUAAAUUGAUGUUUUGUACUAA
Girardinichthys multiradiatus is the source of this 1345-nucleotide messenger RNA. RefSeq names its product zinc finger, C4H2 domain containing (gene zc4h2). Bases 117 to 791 code for a protein of 224 amino acids. Gene Ontology annotation, cellular component: nucleus. The transcript has 5 exons. The record is from RefSeq and is a predicted model, not a curated record. NCBI's taxonomy places the organism in Eukaryota, Metazoa, Chordata, Actinopteri, Cyprinodontiformes, Goodeidae. Gene Ontology annotation, biological process: positive regulation of neuron differentiation.